AUUGUCAUACCAUUUGUCUGUUAUCUAUACCUCGUGCCCGCUGUACCCCCGGAUCCCGGGAACCAGAUCCAGGAGCUGAAGCAAUCGCAGGUGCCGUCGACGGGUCAGUUGCAGUCGGCGCUCAUCGAUCCGGCAGUGAAUCUGAUGUUCGAUAAGAUGAAGCGAGAAGUGGACACAUCCCGGGCCAGAGUCGAGGAAAUGCAGAAUGAGUUGAACGCAUGGAAGUUCACGCCCGACAGCACAACCGGUAAGCGACUGAUGGCUAAGUGUCGGCUCUUAUAUCAGGAGAACGAGGAGUUGGGACGACUCAUAGCCAGCGGACGGAUAGCCAAACUGGAGGGCGAACUCGCGCUUCAGAAAAGCUUCUCCGAAGAGCUCAAGAAGAGCCAAUCGGAAAUGGAUGAAUUCCUGUUGGAGUUGGACGAGGAGGUGGAAGGCAUGCAAAACACCAUUUAUUAUCUCCAGCAACAGCUCAAGGAGGCGAAGGACAAGCUGUCGAAAUACGAGUCGACCGGCGCUGACGUGGUUAUGGUCGCUGUGGACGGCGAUGACGCCGGCGCUGCCGACUAUCAGCCAAACUCUGUGGCAUUCGGUGUUAAUUAAUGUGAGAUUUUGUUUGUUUUUUGUUUGUUUUCCGAUUCGCAAUAUUCACUACAAAACUAUAAAUGACUUAAAAACCCUUUGGACACGAAAAAAGGCAAAAAUCAACUGAAAUUGUGUAUAAAAAACAAUACGUUUUUUAAUUAAUUAAUUAAAAAGUCAUGUUUUCAUUUGUAUAUAAUAUAUAA
Messenger RNA from Oppiella nova, 788 nucleotides. Lineage: Eukaryota; Metazoa; Arthropoda; Arachnida; Sarcoptiformes; Oppiidae. The record is from the annotation of a GenBank genome assembly.